GGGGCGCAUUUACUCCAAUAGAAGGUGGAUUUUAUAAACCUUAAAAACAUGUGAAUCCGUAAAAAUAUCCUAUAAAACUACUGUAAAUCAUAAAAAAAGUCAAUUUUAUUUAAAUGUUUCAAAUCAUUUGAAUACCUGACACAGGUGCGCUGAAUUAGAGCAUUCAAAAAAGUGAACAAACCAAGGUCAUAUUUGUGACGAAACAAAGCAACAUCAUGAAGACCUUUGACCUUUGAAAUAAUGAGAUCAAGUUUUAACUAGUGAAUUUUCGGAAACAUUUCUUGUGAAUGCAUUAUGCAACUGAUCUAUUAUCGUAAACCUGAACUUUGCUGUAAAAUACGAAUAUAUCGUACUUCACACAUGAGCCAACUUAGUUGCGAGCGGGCGGCACGACAAAAUUCUCGAAAAUUCGUAAUAUCACGGCUCAAGUGCAUGAGGUCAAUUACCGAGUGAGAUAAACAGUGAAGAUAUGUCAAGGACAAUCUUUGUGACUGGUUUCGGACCGUUCGCUGGCCACGAAGAGCGCAACGCCAGCUGGGAAGCGGUUAAACUUCUCCCCGACCGGUGCAGCUACAAGAAUGUCACAUACGCGAUAAAAAAGAUACAGAUUCCGGUGACCUACGAAGCGGUGGACGAUGUGGUUCCAAAAAUUUGGCGAGAGCAUCCCACGCUGGUGAUACACGUCGGGGUCCACGGACGCAUCGAAACGAUCAAUCUGGAGAAGUGUUCCUACACUAGCGGCUACUGUCGGCCUGACUUCGCCAACAAGUGUUUACCGUGCGAUAAGAUAAAGCUGAGAAGUGUGGCGGGCGAUGACCAGUGUAAACUGCUGGAAACCAAACUGAACCUGGAGGCAAUCGCCGACGAGAUUGAUACCGUCAAAUGCUGUUGCUCGACGGAAGUUGGUAGUUACCUGUGCGGAUAUAUCUAUCUGAAAUCGUUGGAUAUAAACCAGGAGAGAACGCUGUUCAUUCACGUGCCAGACAUUGACCGACCUUACAGUUCCGAGCAGACGAAAAAUGCCAUAUUUCAAGUGCUGGAACGUUGCAUCUGGCAACUGGAUGCCAACGAAAAAUUUUGACGAGUUUAAUGCUGGCUAUGGGAAUGUUCGGAUGGAAUUGAUCAUCAAUUUUACUGCUUCAAGAUAUAAUUUAUGAAUAAAGCUUAGUUCGACCUAACCAUUUCUCCCGGGGUUUGUUUAGUAAUCCCGCUUUGCGUCACACUUAGGAUUGCUUCUUCCACUGCUUGAACCAGCUGUUCGUCGGAUUGCAUUUGCUUAGGGAUUAACUAUAACAUAUAAGUACAUUUUAAAUAGAUGUAAAACGAGCAAUAUAUGUAAUG
Molecule: messenger RNA, 1341 nt
Organism: Toxorhynchites rutilus septentrionalis
Lineage: Eukaryota; Metazoa; Arthropoda; Insecta; Diptera; Culicidae
Product: pyroglutamyl-peptidase 1
Exons: 2
Coding region: 470-1081 (203 amino acids)
Biological process (GO): proteolysis
Cellular component (GO): cytosol
Molecular function (GO): pyroglutamyl-peptidase activity
Source: RefSeq, a predicted model, not a curated record